AUGGCUCUUGGUUUGCAAGACUUUGUCAACUAUGUCGACUAUGACAAGCAGAGCUUGUACAUCUCUGCUGCCUCCAUCGCCUUCAACCCUCUCUUCUGGAACAUCGUCGCCCGCCAAGAAUACCACAACAAGCUUCUGACCAAGAUUUUCGGCGGUAACUCCCAAGUUGCUUGCUAUGCUCUUGCUGCCACUAUCUUCUCUCUCGGUAUGAUUCGCGACUUUAUCUUCAAGACGGCCAUUGCCGAGCAACCCACGCAUCCCGCUCUUGUCACCGACUUCAUCCAGGCCGCCGCUGUUGCUCUUUUUAUCGUUGGUAACGUCCUGGUCGUCUCUUCAACCUGGCGACUAGGCAUUACUGGCACUUUCCUCGGUGACUACUUUGGCAUUCUCAUGGACGAGAUGGUGACUGGCUUUCCCUUCAACGUGACCGGCUCUCCUAUGUACACUGGCUCUACCUGCAGCUUCCUCGCUACCGCCAUGUGGUAUGGCAAGCCUGCCGGUGUCCUGCUCACAUUGUGGGUUGAUGUUGUCUACAGGAUCGCUCUGAAAUUUGAGGACCCGUUCACUUCUGAAAUCUACGCCAAGCGUGAGCGUGAGCGUGUUGCUGGAAAGAAGUCCAACUAA
Molecule: messenger RNA, 624 nt
Organism: Fusarium fujikuroi IMI 58289
Lineage: Eukaryota; Fungi; Ascomycota; Sordariomycetes; Hypocreales; Nectriaceae
Product: probable OPI3-methylene-fatty-acyl-phospholipid synthase
Exons: 4
Coding region: 1-624 (207 amino acids)
Biological process (GO): phosphatidylcholine biosynthetic process
Molecular function (GO): S-adenosylmethionine-dependent methyltransferase activity
Source: RefSeq, a predicted model, not a curated record